Molecule: messenger RNA, 1148 nt
Organism: Mytilus trossulus (common blue mussel)
Lineage: Eukaryota; Metazoa; Mollusca; Bivalvia; Mytilida; Mytilidae
Product: protein Star-like
Exons: 2
Coding region: 167-1114 (315 amino acids)
Source: RefSeq, a predicted model, not a curated record
CUUGUGUACGACAAAAAAAUAGUAUUGUUAAUAAUCAUUUAAAAGUAGUGAGAUAAAUUUGAAAGGAUAUUCAACUAAAGUUUGCUUGACAGAGGAAAUUUUAGGUACAUUGUAAGAACAAAAAUAUACAUUGUUGUUUCUCUUUCUACUUGAGCGACAAAACUUCAUGACAAGUCUUCAUAGUUUUGUUACUGGACAUAACACAGAAGAAAGAGAGAUGCGAACCAUAUCGAAGGGUUUGAUUGUUUGUUUGAUGGCUUUUGUUUUGUUUUUAUUUUAUUUUGCCAAUUUUCAAAGUACAAGGAAUUACGACUCAAACGAAAAAAACCAGCAGUUAUAUAAUUUCGAUUUGAUUGAUAAAGCAAAUAGAAACAGUUUAUCUCGCUUGCAUACAAAAGAAGAAACAAACAUGGAUUUAAAUGCUAUAAUAAAAGGUAAAGGAAGUUAUAAACUGGUACACCCUAAAGGAGCAAAUCAAGACGUGAUAAGCUGGUCACAAUAUGGACAGGACCAGGUCAUUGAUAAAUUGCUGAAGAAAAAGAAAAAUGGAUUUUUUGUAGAAAUUGGAGGUUAUGAUGGCGAACAUUUGUCCAAUACUUUGUUUUUUGAAAAAGUUCGAAAUUGGAAUGGCUUGCUUGUCGAAGCCAGUCCUUUCCUGUAUGAUAUAAUGUUGAAGAAAGACCGGAAGUGUUAUAUGGUGAAUGCAUGUGUAAGCAAAAGUCUGCCAGCAAUGACAUUUAUGUUAGCUGGUGCUAUUACAAGUGCAAAGGAAACACUAACAGAUAUGCAUCGUAAACGCAUAGAGAGGGAGAGAAUUCAAUAUGCAAAAGAAGCGCACUGGGCUCACGUCAACGAUACCGUUAAAGUUAAUUGUUUUCCAUUGCUUACAAUAAUGAGUACAAUAGGGCACAAGGAUAUCGAUUACUUUUCUCUAGAUGUAGAAGGUGCAGAAAUGCACAUCUUAAAUUCAAUUGAAUGGGAUGAUCUAAAUAUAGACGUCUUUACGAUAGAAACAGAUCAACAUCGUAAUGAAAUACUCUCUUUUAUGAAACAAAAAGGAUAUAAAUGGAUACAAAAACUAUUAGGUGAUGACAUUUUUCAAAAAGUUAGGUAAUGUUUUUAAUACAAGAUAAAAUCAACAAAUCAUA